This is a messenger RNA of Aspergillus japonicus CBS 114.51, 2559 nucleotides long. Its product is annotated as P-loop containing nucleoside triphosphate hydrolase protein. NCBI's taxonomy places the organism in Eukaryota, Fungi, Ascomycota, Eurotiomycetes, Eurotiales, Aspergillaceae. Gene Ontology annotation, biological process: protein insertion into mitochondrial inner membrane from matrix; mitochondrial respiratory chain complex III assembly. Gene Ontology annotation, cellular component: mitochondrial inner membrane. The record is from RefSeq and is a predicted model, not a curated record. Bases 1 to 2559 code for a protein of 852 amino acids. Gene Ontology annotation, molecular function: ATP binding; ATP hydrolysis activity. The transcript has 13 exons.
AUGGAUACGAAAGAACCCAUGUACGGUAUACUAUCGCCCGAUAUUAUGCUUGAGGGUCUUCUACCCGGCUACAGCUUUCUGGCUCGACUUUUUUCGUUCUAUCUGCACACGGAUACCUCGGUCUUUCUUCUUGCUUUUAUAGCUUCCUUCGUGAUUUUCACAUAUGCUGUUCCGGUGCUUUUGACCCGCCUGUAUUCCGUUCUUCUCGAUUUGGCAGCAUCUGUUGAGAUCCGAUAUCACGAUACCAUAUACAACGACGUGAUGCAAUGGGCGUCUCAAGUACCUGGGUUAAGGGACGCGCGGAAAUCGAUCGCCGGUACCAAGAAUAAUUUCGUCUCUCCGUGGGAGAAGGACGAGCCAAAAACUGGCUGGCAGGAGCUUUCUAUGGAAGAACUUCAGCAGUUUGACGACGACCCACGAGAUUUCUGGGUCAAAAUUAGACAACUCAAGAGAUAUUUGCCUAUUCGAUACACACCUGCACCUGCUGGCUUUCACUUCUUCUUUCAUCGAGGGUAUCUUCUCGGUUUCCGUCGUCAGCCAUACAAGGAUGCCGGCAGCCCUUGGACUGAUCAUCGCGAGAAACUAUAUCUCUACGCGUGGCGUCAGUCCGUUCUCAGAGAUCUGUUGGAUGAGAUACAGGGAAUUGCUGAGAAAAGGAACGACGAUCUUAUACGCGUUAACCAAGCAUUAAAGGAUGGAAUGGUUCCUCAGUGGGCCGGGCUACCAUCCAAAAGACCACGACCUCUCUCGACUGUUAUUGUCGAACCCGAUAUCAAGCGCGCAAUUAUCGCCGAUUUGACUGACUUCCUCCAACCGCGCACUCGUUCCUGGUAUCACGAACGUGGUAUUCCAUACCGACGGGGGUAUCUCUUCCAAGGCCCGCCUGGUACCGGUAAAUCGAGUCUUUGCCUUGCUAUUGCGGGUUUGUUAAGUCUCCAAAUAUUCACAGUCAGUCUGAAUUCGAAGACCGUCGAUGGAGACAGUCUCAGUCGCUUGUUUCUAUCCCUUCCUGAUAGAUGUAUUGUGCUUCUCGAGGAUGUGGAUCAAGCUGGCAUCGCAAAUCGCGAUCUUGACGAAACCCGCCCUUUGACUGACGUUACGUCAGAAAGUCCGGACUGUGGAGAGAACAUUGAUACUCCUGAAACCUCUAAGCGCUUUUAUGGUGGUGUGACCCUCUCCGAUAUUCUGAAUAUCAUCGAUGGCGUAUCUGCUCAAGAGGGUCGCAUUUUGAUCAUGACCACGAACGAUCCAGACAGUAUUGAUAAAGCUCUUCGGCGCCCUGGCCGUGUGGACCGAAUCUUUUCCUUUGGAUUAGCAACUGAGAGGGAUAUCAAAGAACAAUUCCUGACCUUUUUUGUGAAGCCUUCUAAUCAAUCCUUCAUUGUCGAGCCUCAAACCUUGAAUGUGAACUGUGCGUUAGAGUCGGCGUCGCCAGAAUGGUCACUCGAUGAGAUCAUUCACUUGUCGGACUCCUUUGCUAACAAGGUUGAGUCGAAUAAAUACGCUGCUGCACUGAUUCAAAACUAUCUUCUGUGCUACAGGAAAGACCCUGUGUCUGCAGCACGCAAUGUGACGCUCUGGACCAGCCUAUGGCACAAAUCUGUUCUUCAGAAGCUUAGACCUGUCCUACCUUUCGUUUGGUGCCGGAAGAUUUUCGAUGCCAACAUUCUGCCUUGGUGGACCUUUGGAAGAUUUCGUAAUAUGCUCCAACAACAACUGAUAUUCAUCGCAUACUCUCAAGCUCUUUCUAAAUGCGGUCUAUCGCCCCAGCGCCUUCGUCCAUUAUCGCUACAUCUUCCUUCGGGCCCAAGGUCUCAGCAGCCCGGGUCCGCAAGGCGUCGGCAGCAUGCGGCGAGUGCAAGCGACACAAGACAAAGAGGUCCGAAUCUGCCGAAACUGUCAAUUCUCCUCAGAUAUCAACACAAGCCAACAGAAUUAUUGUGGACUUAUCGGUGCUAUGAUGGGUUUCACCGCGAGCUGCUCCUGCUGAAAUAUCCUUUGGGCCAGCAACUUGAUUCUGCUAUUUAUGGAUAUUGGUUGGCUGGCGCUACUUCGAACAUUAUUCCCCCAACAAAUAAAGACUUGAAAGUGGUUUUCUACAAAUGCAAGGAGCGAGAGCGGAUUAAAUCCGUAGCUUACUGGUCAGUUCAUAAGGAUAUUGAUGGUCGACCGGUGCUGCAAUUCGGAAAUAGUUUCCGCCCUGGAGCGUCAGAGUUCAGCUAUUCAAUACCCAAACUGAUUAUGGACAAUAAAAGUAGUCCAUAUACUCAAGAGGAGCAGUUUUCCGAAAGAGAACAGAGAAUCUUGGCCAAGUACAAAAGCCAGAUAUCGGGGGAUUUGCGUCGAUAUAAGUCUAGAGAACGAACAUACUUUGACUCUGGAGAUCUUGCUCUCUCUGAAGCCAACAGAGUAACUGAUGAAGGAACUUUGCAGACCGGCACCGCUCAUCCUUCACGGCAAACUAUUUCUCGUCCCCAUGCCCCGGUACCCGAAGGAAGCAAUGUGGAUAAUCGUGCGAAUGAGGAAGUGCUUCGCAGAUCUAUUCGGAUGGCUAGUUAA